AUGUCCAAUAAUAAUGAAGAUAAUGACAGUGAUUUUAAAACACCACCCUCGAGAGUACCCCAGCUGACGGGGCUUUCAGAUGAUGAUCAUCAUGACGCUGAUGAAAGCGGGCUUGGGGUUCCCGCCUGGGAUGUUUUGUCUAAAAGGUUUCCCAACACUGCUCAUGUUUUAUGCGAAUUAAAUGAGGUUAUCAAUCAUUCCCGAAUUACUCUCUCGGAGUUUAGAAGAACUGUUUCUUCUUUUAAAAUGGAUAAAAAUGAUAAUUCUCGGGUAGGGGAGUGUAAAAAACUAAGUAAUUGUAAAUUAUUCACACGAGAUGCCAGUGUUUCAACCAUUGAAACGCAAACUCCAGCAGAAGAUAUUGAGCGGGAUGGUUUAAAAAUGAGUGAUUGUAAAAAAUUAAUGAAAGACGCUAGUGUUUAUAGUAAUAUUGAUUACGUGCCGGAAGGUUUAUCAAUGGGUUCUAUAGAGAACGAUGACGAUGAUGAGGAUAAAGACUGCGGUAAAAAGAAACCACUGUUUUCUUCGUUCUCGUCUCUUUUUUUUAACUCCUGCUCGUACGAUCUAAGAUAUUCAAGGGAAAAUACUUUUUCAGCUUCGAUAAACGCAGUUGGAGAUGAAAGUAAAGUUACCGAGUCAAUGUAUCGAACUGAAAAAGCUCAUCCGCUUGUUAAGGAUUCGGAAUUAAAGUCCGCUAAUAAAAGUACUCCGUUCGCGAAACACACGGAAGCAAUUAAAAGUCGCGAGUCGAGCGGUAGUUCGGAUCAAGACUACAAGGGAGCAGAAAUAUUGACUCCGACAAUAACGACCAAGGACGCGGUAUUCAGAUCGGUCGAGCCAAGAAUAUCAACGCCAGUGAAUGAUAAAUUGAUAACGGCCAUUAGGGAGCCUACUUCACCCCAACCAGAAAGUAUCCAGUCACGUGAGACUUGUAGGCUGUCUACUCGAAUAGAUGAACCACAACAAAAUUAUGUACUAAAUAAUCCAUCCAUCCGACGUCGAGCUUCGCGAGCCUCUUCAAUUCCCAUCAGUCAAAAUGCCAAAAGUAUUUUUAUUAUAAAUAUUUUAUUAGUUCACUCACUCAAGUAA
Molecule: messenger RNA, 1089 nt
Organism: Microplitis mediator
Lineage: Eukaryota; Metazoa; Arthropoda; Insecta; Hymenoptera; Braconidae
Exons: 4
Coding region: 1-1089 (362 amino acids)
Source: RefSeq, a predicted model, not a curated record